UUUUUCUGUCCAGUUUCUUUGCUUGGCUUUCUUUUUUUAGAGCUUUUUUUUUUCUUUUACUUUUCCCGCUUCUUCUUCUUUUUUGCUCUUGUUGACUUUGUUUCUCUAAUGUCCGAACCUUACGAUCCCUAUAUUCCCAACAACCAGCGCGGUGCCGCUCAAGGUGCCGGAGGCCAAAACAAAACACAGCGUGUCCAGCAACAGGUCGAUGAAGUCGUCAAUAUCAUGCAGGAAAACAUCGACAAGGUCAUGCAGCGUGGUGAACGACUCGACGAUCUGAGAGGCAAAACAGAGGACCUGCAAUCGACUGCAGGCCAUUUCCGUCGUGGUGCGAACCAAGUUCGAAAGAGAAUGUGGUGGAAGGAUUUGAAGUGGAAGAUUAUCAUUGCUGUCACUAUCAUUGUGAUCCUGGCCAUUAUUAUCGGCUCCAUUGUAGGAACACAGACCCACAAGGAUAACAACCAGUAAACUGCUCAUCGUUGGGCUAUCGAUCUCGAAAAAAGACGCUAUCCAAACCAAGCCAAAAAAAAAAAGUUUAUUACAAUCACACCAAGCCUUUGCCAUGCUGCAAAAAGCUGCUUUUUUUUUUCUCCUUUCUCGACAGAGUUUUUUUGUUUUUUAUUUACAUAGUAUAAACAUUUUUAUUCAUAAAUCUACUCGUAAACUAUUUCGUUAUACUUCAAUGCAAUACGACGUUAUCUUCACGAACGCAGAAACGCUCUUCAGGGUAUCAUGGUAGGCAGUGAUUGAUCUCUGCACAAAAGAAUACUGCAUCUCCUUUUUUUCUCUCGACCCUCUUUUUUUUUUUUUUUUUUU
Messenger RNA from Radiomyces spectabilis, 816 nucleotides. Its product is annotated as synaptobrevin-domain-containing protein. Gene Ontology annotation, cellular component: SNARE complex; plasma membrane. The transcript is spliced from 5 exons. NCBI's taxonomy places the organism in Eukaryota, Fungi, Mucoromycota, Mucoromycetes, Mucorales, Radiomycetaceae. The record is from RefSeq and is a predicted model, not a curated record. Gene Ontology annotation, molecular function: SNAP receptor activity; syntaxin binding. Bases 109 to 468 code for a protein of 119 amino acids. Gene Ontology annotation, biological process: vesicle-mediated transport; vesicle fusion.